This is a messenger RNA of Caenorhabditis bovis, 2478 nucleotides long. The record is from the annotation of a GenBank genome assembly. NCBI's taxonomy places the organism in Eukaryota, Metazoa, Nematoda, Chromadorea, Rhabditida, Rhabditidae.
AUGGUCACCGAUUUACGAGCGUCCGGCGAUGUAAGCCGAACGUUUCGACACACACAAGAUUUCGAGUCGUCGUUCGAAAUUCAACAAGACGACGUCGAUAGUGAUGUGGAGACGCGGAGAAACAAUGCCGCUUAUAAGCAAUUGAGCAAUUAUCAUGUCGCACUUGCCGAGAAGCUUUAUUCGGAGUUAUGCUCCCUGGCGUUUGGUGAAUUUGACACAGCGAGCAAUGAAAUCUCGCCGAUCAUGUGGACAAGGCUGUAUAAUAUUUUCGUUGAAAUUGAACGCCGAACUCGUCAUAUGCCGUCUGACGCGAAAAUCUCGAUUCAAUCGCAACGAAUCGCCAGCGAAGCCGUCCAAAUCACCAGCGUGUUGGCGAUCUACGCGGCUCUUCCGCACGAGUACGCCGCCACUCGCGAGACGUCGCUUUUGAGCCAUCUGAUUCUCGAUGACGUCGAAUUCCGACGAAUCUACGCCCUCCUUCUAUGGAGCGAGAAGGCGAUCAGCGAGCAGCAAUACGAGUUGGGCAUUUCGAAGAAGGUCGGCCAUUUGGAAUGCGCCGGAUACCUUCGGAAUCGCUCGAUCGCGGAAUUCAAACGCGCGUUGAUAAGCGGACCAUCGAGCGGAGCGUCGUUUGAUCCGGACGCGAGGGGCACCGAUGAGGACUUCAAUAAUGAGCAACGCGCAAUGCUCACCAUGUUCCAGUUGAUAAGGUGCGGCGAGGCGGCGAAAGCCGCCGAAUUGGCGAUGAAGUGCGGAAUGGGACCAUUGGCGGCGCAAUUGCGACUGCAUGCGAUGCUUCGCAAUCCCGAUGAUGUGCCGCUGGAAGUGGACUCGAAGAAUCAUGCGAAAGAGAAGAGGCAACAUCGGGCGAUGUACUUCAAAAUGUUGAGCAAAAUGAUUGAAAUGGCGAAACGCGAUGAGGAUGAUGCUCACAUGCUUCUGCUGAACGCCAUGCGUGGAAGUCUUCAUCCGAUGCUGAAAAUCGCCGAAACGAUUGUUGAGAAGGUUUGGGCGCACGCGAACGCCGCGUUCAUCGGACGCCUACUCGCCGCCGAAGGCUCGCUGUCGGUUGGUGAAGCCGAGAGAUUAUUCAAUGUGCCGCUGACGGCGAAAUCGAUUCUUGACGAGCUUGACGCGGAGAAUCGACGGACUGGUGAGGUGCUCGUUUUGACAAAAGUCAUCGAUUACAUGCUCAAUGAUGAGAUUGAUGAGCUGUUCGCCCUCGCCAAACACCAAUGCGAAGGGUAUAUUCCGAAUUAUCCGAAUUCCGGUGUGAAUCCGAUCACCUUGGACUUGUUCUUCCAUUUGGUGUGCGUUUCGUAUUUGAAGGGAUAUGAGAUGAAUGAUCACGGAACUGUCGUCGUCACUUCGGAAUUCGCCGACCUUCGUCAUCGCUUCGCGCCGCAUCGGCGAAUGGCCGCGUUCUAUUCGCGAUUUUUGCCGCGCGAUUCGCCGCAAAUCAAUUUCGAGAUUAUGGAGACGAUGAAAAUUAUUGACACGGAAUCCGAACGCGAGAUAUUCGCGCAAUCAUUGAGAGAAUGCGAGCUCGAUUUCGGGAAAUAUGCUUGCUCGCUUAUCAAAUUGCGCGACGAGAUGAUGACGAUCGAUGAGCAGAUUGAGCGAUGGCAAUGGGUUUUGGUUGGCAAAGAGGAGACGGCGUUGGCGGCCGUCGAGGAGAUGAAUCGUCUGAUUCGCAAUUGCCUUCUGGAAGACAAAUGGGAGACGAACGUGCGUUCGAUUCUCCGCAAGGCGUUCGAAUACAAUUUGCCCGGUGCGCUCUCGGGUGUGAUGUGCGAGCCGCCGUCGUCGUGUCCGGUGCUCUCAUUGAGCGAUGAUGAAUUCGAUGGAGCCGCACCAGCUGAUGCUCCCGAGACGUUGGCGAAAGUCGAGCACGCGAUGCAAGAAUUUGUGGCGCAUUGCACGUUCAUGGAUCUGCACAAUUAUAUGGUGACGAUUGCGCUGAAGACGGGCAUCGCGAUGAACUACGAGCCGGUUCGCGAUGAGGAGCUCGAGGCGAUCGGCGGACUCAAAAUCAAAGAGUCGCGCGAUUGGGAGGCGUCGUUGAGGGUUCGCGCGCGCGCCGAAAUGACACUUCGCGAGGAGGCGAUGAAACGGAAGACGAUCGACGCGAACGCUCGACGCGAGAUGAUUUCGCAGCACAUUCGAAACGCGAUGCCCCUAUUCGAGAGCCUUUUGCGCAACAACGGAUGGCGUGGCGAGUUUUUUUUGGCGCCGCGCUCGACUGGCGAUCCGAUGAAGCGUCAUCGAAUGGAAUUGGCAAAAAUUCGGGCGCGUUUCGUGCCGGAAUUUUUCCGGAAGUUUGCGAUCGCUUCGGCGAAAAUUGACGAGAUGCUGCCGUUUUACGAUUUUCUGUCGUCGUUUGACGUCGAUUCUGGUGAUUUGGGAAUCGCCCACGAGGAGAUUCGGCGAUUGUUCGAAACGCUGGCGAAUUUGAAUGUGAACACGGAACAGAAUUGA